This is a messenger RNA of Aureobasidium uvarum, 2628 nucleotides long. The record is from the annotation of a GenBank genome assembly. NCBI's taxonomy places the organism in Eukaryota, Fungi, Ascomycota, Dothideomycetes, Dothideales, Saccotheciaceae.
AUGCGCCCAAACGAUUCUUUUAUCAAGCCAAAGCUGCCAAAGGCACUGCUGGACCAAAUUGGUGGUGAUACUAGUAACAACAAAAAGAACGCCCCGACACGGAAAGAGCGUCGCAAGAACGAGAGAAACCAGAAAAAACAGAGCCACCAGCAAUCAAGGUCGCGCCCACCGCCGCAACGACCUCAGCCCCAGAGACGUCCCCAACCUCAGCCGCAAAGAGAUGAGUUUGACGAGAGCGAUGACGAGCCCACACCACCACCUGCCCCGAAGCCAAAAUCGAAACCGGCAAAAGAGGACAAGCCAAAGUCCAUCCUGAAGACGACCAAAAAGCAAGACCCUCCGAAAUCAAAGACCCAAGAAGAUUCACCGCCACCUCCGGCACACGUCUCGAGAGCCGUCAAGGACAGGCUGGCUCAAGAUGACGCCGAAAUUGCCGCCUUGGAGAAGAAAUUGGGAAUCAAGUCGACAAAGAGAUCAAAGGCUUUUGCGGACGACGGACUCGAUGAUUUGCUCGAAGGUCUGGACGACGAAGAAGAUGACGGUCCUAAGAGAAAGCGCUCGGAUGACGAUGAUUGGUUGCGACAGAAGAGGAGGAAGGUCAGCCAGGCAGCUGCUGUCGAGGAGGAGCCUUCGGAUGAUGACGAGGAAGAUAUGAGUGGUGAUGAAGACGAGAUUGAUGGUCUCGACGACAUCAUGGACGGUCUCGGCGAGAGUGACGAAGAUGGCCAUCUCGACGGUCUGGAAGAUGAAGACGACAUGGAUGGAGAUGAGGAUGAACUGGACGAAGACGACGACAACGACAUGGACGACGAAAAGUUCGGAGACUUUGAUGAGGAUGACGAGGAAAGCGAAGAGGAAGCACCCGCACCAAGAGUGCGCGAGAACCCCUACGUUGCUCCUGUACCCGCUGGUGCUGCCCCAGUCCAGAAGUACGUUCCACCUUCGUUGCGAGGCGCACCCUCCUCAGACACCGAAGCUCUAGCACGCCUUCGUCGCCAAAUUCAGGGUCAGCUCAACCGUCUUUCAGAAGCGAACCUUCUGUCUAUCCUACAAACCAUCGAAGAGAUCUAUCAGAACAACCCUCGCCAAUAUGUCACUACAACGCUUAUUGACCUUCUGCUUGGACUCAUUUGCGACCGCACUACUCUACAGGACACCUUCCUCAUCCUCCAUGCAGGUUUCAUGGCCGCUCUGUACAAGGUUAUCGGAACAGAUUUUGGUGCUCAAGUCAUCGAGCGCAUCGUCAACGACUUUGACAGACACUACACCGGAGGCACCACAGCAGGCAAGGAAACCUCAAACUUAAUGUCUCUGGUUUCCGAACUCUACAAUUUCCAACUUGUCGGCUGCAAUCUUGUAUUCGACUACAUUCGUUUGUUCCUCAAAGAGCUCAACGAGCAGAACACAGAACUCUUGUUGAAGAUUAUCCGCAAUUCUGGACCUCAGCUUCGCGCCGAUGACCCCUCGGCACUCAAGGACAUUGUCAUCCUGGUGCAGAAGGAAGUCACCCGCAUCGGAGAAGCGAACUUGUCGGUGAGAACAAAGUUCAUGAUCGAGACCAUCAACAACCUCAAGAACAAUCGCGUCAAGACUGGUGCUGUGGCUUCCGCCAUCGUGUCGGAACACACAACAAGAAUGAGAAAGACUUUGGGUUCUCUCAACAACAGAUCAUCUCUCAAGGCAAGCGAGCCUCUUCGCAUCGGCUUGGCAGAUAUUCGUGACACAGAAAAGAAGGGCAAGUGGUGGCUUGUUGGCGCAAGUUGGCUUGACCCAGGAAAGCAGUCCAAGGAUGAGAACGUCUCGGAUGAGCCCAUCGUCAAAGCCUCCAAGAACGACUCAACUACAGUAUCGGCAGACGACGGCAGUGUUGAUCUAAUCCAACUAGCACGUCAACAAGGCAUGAACACCGACAUCCGUCGUGCCAUAUUCGUUACCAUCAUGUCAGCUUCAGACUACCAAGAUGCACACCUGCGCCUCCUCAAGCUUGGCUUCAAGAAGGCUCAGGAGCUCGAAAUCCCUCGUGUGCUGGUUCACUGCGCGGGUGCUGAAGCAACUUACAACCCAUACUACACGCUCAUAGCCAAAAAGCUGUGUGGUGAGAAGCGCAUGCUCAAAGCCUUCCAAUUCGGUCUCUGGGAUAUCUUCAAGCGCAUGGGUGAGAAAGCCAUGACAGCCGAUGAUGAAGACGAUGCCUUUGACGACGACGAAGACGAAAACAUGAGUACCCGCAAGAUCGUCAACCUCGCCCGCUUCUACGCAGACCUCAUGACCGAAGGCGGCUUCCCCAUCACAGCACUAAAGACACUCAACUUUGCUUACCUGCAGCCCAAAACCAAUACCUUUACCGAGGUCUUGUUGACCAGAAUCUUGAUCAAGAUGAUGAAGAACUCUAAGGGUAGCAAGUGGGAGCUUAGUGUCAACGAGGUUUUUUCCAAGGCUCAAGAUGUACCGGAUAUGGUGCAAGGGUUGCGCUACUUUAUCGAGAAGGUGGUUAGGAAAGCCGAGAUUGCCAAUGGCAAGAAGGAGCGCAAGGCAGUCAAGGAUGGAUGUGCGGCUGCCAUCGAAGCGCUAACGACACAUGUUGCGCGCGAUGAUGGUAGCGAGGACAUGCUGAGCGAUUCUGACUAA